AUGUGCAUCGACGGAGACAUGGUUUCCCAUCCAUUGGGUUCGGCGCUUCACGCGGAGAAGCCGAACGAGCUCAUCCAUUUCGACUGGUUGUCGAUACCCAGGGCCAAGUCUGGCCAAAACCAAGUACUUGUGGACGAUAUGAGGGGGUUUGUGCAGCUGUUCGCGGCAGAGUACGCUGACGCCACCGCGACCGCUCAGUGCCUAAUGAUGUGGAACGAAGUGAUCGAUCAGGUGGGCGCCAACCAUCACAUCACGACAGCGUACAGUCCUUGGGCGAACGGGACUGUGGAAGUAGUCAACCGACUAGUGCUGCGCGCCGUGAAGGCGCUGCUCAGCGAAAUGAAGCUGAACGCGGACGAAUGGCCACAUGCGUUGCCCCUCGUUCAAGGCGCCCUCAACCAUCAGCCGGCGGACCGGCUGGGAGGAAUUGUGCCUGUGAAAGCGUUUACCGGCCUGCCAGCCAAGACCCCGCUGGCAGGAUUUGUCCACCCGACGUCCAAGGAAGUAUACGUCGCGGACUGGCUUGGCGCCGCCCUUCUGAAACAUAUGACGGACCUCCAAGUGGCGCUAGAAGAAAUGCACCGCAACGUGGCGGUGCGUAGCGACAAGUUGCGUCAGCAAGCGCGUGGACGUCGCGACCGAAAGUCCCAAGUCAAGUUUGCGGAUUUUUCGGUCGGCGAUUUUGUGCUUAUCGGAUCGGUCGUCAACCGUCCGACAAAAUUGGCCCUGCAUUGGCGAGGACCCUGCCAAGUGACCAGAGUCAUCACAGACCAUGUGAUGGAGACUCAUCAGCUGGUGCCACCGUAUGAAGUCACGGUCCAUCAUGCGUGCCGACUGAAGAUGUACCACGAAGGUGGUAUAGAGGUGACUGAAGACCUCGAGGCGCAGAUCGCGUUUGGUGAUGGCGGAUUUCAUGUGGAGCGCCUGGACGAAGCGCGCUGCGUGGAUGGCCAACACCAAGGUUUGGUGAAGUGGCUUGGACUUGACGAAGAAGAAUCGUCCUGGGAACCUGCGGCGAAUUUGCUGGACGACAUUCCGUCGUAUUUCGCAAGUGGGCGGCGGCGAACAAGGAAGACCCUGCCGUGGCCGCCCUCAUCAAGACACUGGACUUUCCGUAGGAGGGGAAGUGUUCUGCAGCGUGCAGAGCAAUUGGGUCGCGCGUUAGUUUGA
Aphanomyces astaci is the source of this 1170-nucleotide messenger RNA. RefSeq lists its product as hypothetical. The record is from RefSeq and is a predicted model, not a curated record. The coding region runs from base 1 to 1170 and encodes 389 amino acids. The transcript is spliced from 2 exons. Gene Ontology annotation, biological process: DNA integration. Lineage: Eukaryota; Oomycota; Saprolegniomycetes; Saprolegniales; Verrucalvaceae. Gene Ontology annotation, molecular function: nucleic acid binding.